Drosophila willistoni is the source of this 1480-nucleotide messenger RNA. RefSeq lists its product as uncharacterized. The transcript has a single exon. The record is from RefSeq and is a predicted model, not a curated record. Bases 119 to 1336 code for a protein of 405 amino acids. Lineage: Eukaryota; Metazoa; Arthropoda; Insecta; Diptera; Drosophilidae.
AAGAAAAACAGUAAACGGAAACCCGCCAGCCAGUCACGAACGAGUGUUUGUAUUUUUCAGUAUGUAUGUUCUAUAAUUUCAACCAAGUCAGCAGUAUAAAACCCUAGAGUCUGGCCAAAUGCUUCAGUCAGAGAACAGCAGGUGCAUAGCCAGCAAGAUGCCGGCAUCCAAAUCGAGGGAACACAAUCUAUUUGCCUAUACAGUAGCAUUAAUCGUAGUAUGGCUGAGUAUCAUGAAUGGAUUGACUGCUGAAACUACCUCCGUAUCGCCGUCGACGUCGAGUAACCGACCCUCUGAUCCCGUGAUGAAGCCGGAGCAGAAGCAUGAGCGGAAUUGUAAGGCAUUGUGCGAACAUUGCGGCUGCUUGGGCUUCUAUUGUGGCGAGGAGUGUCUAUGUGAAUGUAAUAAUGAGAAUUCCGAUACGGAAUGCAUCAAGACAAUGCAAACGAAUGCUCGCACUUUGAAUACUCCCUUUGAAAUACUGAUCCAAGGACCAAGCAGCAAUCGGUUUGUACGCAAUGCUGAGCAAUUUGAUCAGAAGAAAACCAUGGAGGCUCGCUUCAAGACCCCAAGGAAUCGCCGUUCCACCAUUACCAUAUAUAAGCCACUGAAAGGUUUGGCCCUAUUGGCCAAUGCUGUGGAAAUACCUUCGGCCAAGAAAUCGGAUGCUGUACGUCAUAAACGUUCAGUGGAUCAUUUGGAAUGGUUUAAUGACUUUGCCAACACAUUGGUGCGUCCUUCGCCGCUAGGAACGAGGGCGCAGAGGCAAUUGGAAGCCAAACCCGCCGCCGUGGAGCCCGUUUUACCUCUGACCCGUCGCGAACCAUGGUUUUUGGAGAAGAAUCCGCCUACUUUAACACGUCCGGCACCAUUUAAGUCCAAAUCCCGCAAAUCAAAGAAGUCUUCGCGUAGAAUUACCAAAGUGUCCUCCAUUGAGGAUGAUUCGCCUCAUCCUCAAAAGACGCCGGAACGUGAGAUUCGUCCCCUGCGUGAUGCCCUAGAGGUUGUGGAGCGUAUUCCCCGUGUCCUCCAGGAUACGGUCAGUCAUUUGGCCUCCGAUAACAAUGCUGGCGAUGUCUUCAGUUUGAAUAUUAUGAACGAUGUUUAUCCGUCCAAGGCCACGUCACGCAGAAAGGAGUCUCCCCAGAAGUCUCGUCGGCCUGGUCGAUGGGAUAUUUCGUUUGAACCGAGCCGGACCAAGGCCCCAUUGGUGUCGGCUCCAGCAGCAACACCAGCACCGCCUGCACCGCUGCUACCCCAAAGAGGCAUUUUGAACCUGCCUUGGCUGCGUCAGCGUCGCCUGAGACGUCUCCAGCAGCAGCGCCAGAACAAUUAGGUGGAAGAUUUUCUUUUUGCAUUUUAAUUUGUUGUAUAUUUUUAAGAUUUUUAAUGAGAUCAAUUACAUUUUGUUUACAUAUAAAAUGCAUAACACUCAGUUCCAAUUUGUUGCACCAAUGCAGAAACUGAUGUAUUAAAUUUA